Molecule: messenger RNA, 5135 nt
Organism: Polyodon spathula (Mississippi paddlefish)
Lineage: Eukaryota; Metazoa; Chordata; Actinopteri; Acipenseriformes; Polyodontidae
Gene: ppp1r9ala
Product: protein phosphatase 1 regulatory subunit 9A-like A
Exons: 20
Coding region: 334-4458 (1374 amino acids)
Biological process (GO): neuron projection development; actin filament organization; calcium-mediated signaling
Cellular component (GO): postsynaptic density; actin cytoskeleton; dendrite
Molecular function (GO): actin filament binding
Source: RefSeq, a predicted model, not a curated record
GGUCUCUGUGUUUGGGAAGGGAGAGGGAAACGCAGGAGAGAGGGAGCGAUGGCGGUGGAGGAAUGAUAAGAGUUGGAAAUCGUGGACAUGAAAAUUACAAAGACUAACCGAGUUUCACCAAGACACAAAAACUAAAAGUCGAGAUUACCACGAUCUGGCCUUUCUGAAGAAAAGACGUCAAGACAGGAUUGCUCCUCUGCGUACCAGAAAAUUCGUGGCUGUCCAAUUGAAACAGUAACGGACAGGCAGCAGUGAACUUUCCCCACCCAUUCUUCCUGUACGUGGGUGUUUUAUACUUUAUCUCUUUUUUUUUUUUUAAUUGAUUCCUUCAAAAUGAUAAAAACCGAGAGCAAAGGCGACCGGACUCUAAGGAGUGCUUCUCCCCACAGAAAUGCAUACAAAUCGGAUUUCCACGCGAUUAAAUGCUCCUUUGAUGGGACUAAACCCAGUGAUAGUGCUUUGCAAAAGCAUUACGCUAAUGGAUCAAGUGAUGAUAGAGAAGACACAAGGGGAAGGCCUUUUGGUACUCGUAUAAAUAAAAUCAAGAACAUAUUCCUUCAGAUGGAUGGUCAGCAAAAUGAAAAUACAGAUGUUAAAAUAAUGGGAAGGAGUGAAAUGCCUGCAGUGUCGCCUCCAAAGGCGCCAUUAACCUCCAGUGUGCCUAAAACUAGUUUUCAUGGUAGUACCAGCCCAGAAUCACCAACUUCUGACAAGGCACCCAAGAGUGAAGAUGGAGAUUUCGAUAAAGUAGCGCUUUCUGGAAAGUUUUCGGAAACCAGAAAACUCUUUGAAAGAGGCAUCAAGGAUCAAACUCCAAUUGAAAAACACUCUCCUACUAAAACCAAAGCCAGGGUCUCACUAGGAAGCGUGUCUGAUGAAGGAAAAAGUCCCAGGCAUUCAUCAGGGUCAUCGGAGAAUACUGUGAGCAGCUUAAAGGCAGAUCUGAGCCCAACCUCUUUGACCAAAGGAUGGCAAAGUGAGAGGAGUGACAGUGAGGGAGGCAAACAUCAUGUAUCCAGGUUGUCAUCACUGAAUGCUGGCCCCAUUUCGAGAAGGCUGGAAAACUUCAUGGUGGAUAGUGACAACGAAGAACCCAACCGACUCUCCUGCAAAGAGCAGCCUGAAACAGAGAGCCAGCAAACCAUACACAGACCCUCAGCUCUUGCUAAGCCGACCUCUCCUAUUGGGUACGCCGUUGUUAAACCUGCCAUUGGUAGCACUUCUGCUGUGUCCAGCCCUCCCUUUAGAGAUCAAAAGCAAACGCCAUCCCCAUUGGUGAGUAACAGCUUUAACUUCCAAAGGGAAGAAUCAUCUGAAGCAGGUAAGGCUAAUGGGGAUGUGCUCAUCAAUACAGGCUCUGCCAAGCUGCCUGAACAACAUGCUCCCCUGGAUCACACAGCAGUGGGCGUGGUGCGGGCAGAGCUGGUCGUAGUCCAGAACGAGUCUUCGGAAAGUGAUGAAAACGACAACGAAUACGAAAACGAUGUUUUUGAGGAGCUGAAAGCUGAAUCUCCGAAACCAGAUCAGAGGGAACAUCCUGUGAACCCCUUUUUAGAGGAAGAGAAACAGGAUUUCCCAGUGUAUGGAAAAGAAGUUGAGAAUACAGUAGAAAAAGUAGUAAGCAGUCCCGGUAUUGCUCAGGAAGUACAGAAAUCAGACAGCAGGGUUGCUGAAGAUUACCCCGAGGAAGACAAUGGGGAGGAAGAAGGAGAGAGUGAAAUCGAGGAACAGGUUGAGAGCAACAGUGUCAAGUUAUCUCCAAACAUAUAUGGCAUCGAGAAUGCAGCUUUUGUAGAUGAUAAGGAUACAGAAUCGGAGCACCACGAAGUGGAACCAAAGGCCGAGGAAGAGGCCUAUGAAGAGGAAUACCAGUAUGGUGAAGUCUUGAAUGAGAUUCCUGGUCUUUCUGAUGAAGAAGACCCAAUACCACGAAGGAAGAUUAAGUUUUCGACAUCACCGAUACAGGUUUUCAGCACAUACUCCAAUGAGGACUAUGAUAGACGCAAUGAUGACGUUGACCCUGUUUCUGCAUCUGCAGAGUACGAACUGGAGAAGAGGGUGGAAAAAAUGGAUGUGUUCCCAGUUGAAAUUGAAAAGGGAAACAACGGUCUGGGAAUCAGCAUUAUAGGAAUGGGUGUGGGUGCAGACCAGGGUCUAGAAAAGCUUGGUAUAUUUGUGAAGACUAUCACUGAGGGUGGAGCUGCUGAAAGAGAUGGCCGGAUCAGCAUUAAUGAUCAGAUUGUAGAAGUGGAUGGCACCAGCUUAGUGGGAGUUACCCAGUUCUUUGCAGCAACAGUUCUGAAGAACACCAAAGGGACAGUCAGCUUCCUCAUUGGUCGAGAGAAGCCUGGAACACACAGUGAGGUGGCUCGUCUCAUCAGUGAGACACUGGAACAAGAGAAGUGCCAGCAGGAGGAAUUGGAAGAGCACUAUGAUCAGUCAACAGAAGAGGAUGAAGAUGAGGAUGAGGUAUUGGGAUCAAGCUUUUGUGAAAAGUCUGAGGUUUUUGAACUACCUGAAAAUGAAGAUAUGUUUUUACCAUUGAAUAUGGACUCUGCACAGCUGGCUUUCAAAUUUAAAGAGCUACAAAUACAGCAUGCUGUGACAACAGCUGAAAUCACCCAGCUGAAAGAAAAGUUAAUGGCUAAAGAAAUGGAGAAAGCGGAGUGGGAAACCAUGCAGACUCGGCUACAGAAAGACACUGAAGAAAAUAAGGAAAAAAUGAAAAAGCUAGAGACUUACUGGCUAGAAGCACAAACCCUUUGCAAAACAGCAAAUGAACAUCUUAAGGAAACGCAGUCUCAGUAUGAUGCAUUGGACAAGAGAUACAACAAGGCCAAGAAACUUCUCAAGGACUACCAACAGAAGGAAAUAGAUUUUGUUAAAAAGGAAGAGGAUCAAAAAAGAGCUCUUGAUGAGAAAGACAGAAUGCAUCAGGAGCAGCUCAAGAAAUUGCAGGACAGGAUAGCAGAGCUGGAAGCCCAGGCACACUCAGGGGGACAGAAAGCACUUGUAUGCAGUAAAGGUGAGGAGAACCCCAGGCUGGGGAGUACUGAACAGCUGGAGGAUGUAUGGGGUGUGGAAGAAGAGGCUAAAGGGACAGUGAAGAAAGCACAAUCUGUUGACACUUUACGUUCUGAUUUGGAUGACCUGGUCCCAGAAACAAUCAGGUUAGAUACCAGUGCUAACAAAGCAAAGGCACAGCUUUCUCUAAAAGCAAAAAGGCAACCUCCAUCUCGAAACAAACUAAGAGAAACUCUUGGCACUGGGGAUCAAAACGGAAAGGAGAAUAACGAGAGUGCAGUUACACAAUCUGAAGCUCUGUGUGUACAAAAUGAAAUGGCUUCCACAAAGGCCAUUGAAGAAACACUUACACUGUCUUUAACCAGAUCAUAUUCUGGAGACAGACAAAAGACUGAAAAACCUGAAGUUGCAGAAAACACUCCAAGUAGACCAGAGCCAAGCUGUGCUGCUCCUCCCCAGGCUUCUCCACUCCACAGAACUAACAAUGAAGACAGUGUGAGCUCAAGCCAGUCCACUUCCAAAGAGACUUCUAGUCCCAACUCUCCCACAGGAUUCCUCCGGAACGUCAAGAAGAGAGAGUCCAAAGGCAAAGGCAAAGAAGCCAAAGAUGAGAAAGUAUCGGAAGUAAAUGACAGCCCAUCUUUAGGAAAACCAAAACGAAGAUUUCCUGAUUUUGGUGGCCUUCGGAAAUCAGGUGGCAAAGGGAAGAAAGACAAAGAGAGUCUGAGAAGCUCAAUGGGCAGCAGGGGCUCUGGAGAUCUACUGGAAGAUUCUGGCGGUAACCUGUCUCCAGCUGAAUCCAUGUCAUCCAUCCCUACCUGCAUGCCUUUCUCCUGGUUUGGGGACAGUCACAAGGAACCUGCGUCAUCAAGUACAAGCCUCCAUUACACUUCGACUGAGACUGCACUGGAGCACGGCCAGGAGAAAAGCAGAAAUAAGACAAACCUUUCCUGGUCUUCCUUAUUCAGUCGUUCAUUAGAUUUGAACGUGUCUGUCGUAGAUGAUUCUAACCGUGGCAGUCAAUGUUCUGAUUUGACAGGGUUAGUGGCAGAGCCUAAUCUGUCAGGGCGUUCUCACACUUUAACCUUCUCUUCAAAUGAGACAUUGGAUGACUCCGCUGCAACAGGAAAACAAAACCAAUGGCAUAACAGGCCUGUUUCUGAGUGGACAACUCAACAAGUCUGUCACUGGCUAAUGGGGAUGAACAUGGAUCAGUACACUCCUGAAUUCACAGCCAAAUGUAUUGAUGGACAACAGCUGAUGCAGCUGGACAGUGACAAGCUAAAGGCUUUGGGUGUAUCCAGUCAAACUGACAGAGCAACAAUUAAAAAGAAGCUCAAGGAUAUGAAAAAAAACCAGGAGAAACUGGAAAAGCAGAGAGAGAAGGAAGCACGGCGAAGUGGGAAACCCCUCCAUGCAGAAUCAAACUGCUAGAAACAGGAUUGUUUUAUUGCAUGUCAUAACUUUUUCAUUUUUUAAGAACAAUACUUUUAUAUGUGUUUGUGUGUAUAUAUGUACAGGUAAUUGAAAUGUAAAGGGGAAACUGCUAAAGCACAUUUUGGUGAUUUUUUUUUUUCUUCUUCCCUUAGCGUAUAUAGUAAUCCAUCUUAGUUGUGAUAAUAAGGUACUUUAAAUGUUAAUAGUUUCUCUUACAAGGUGUGGCUGGUUUGGAAAUCUGUUCAAGCAAAGCAACCCUGUCUGAGAUUCUGAGUGGGAAAUGGAGUUGGGGUCUGACUGCUUUUAAACACAUUCUGUUCCGCAAUUAUCCCAAAUAGACAGUGUACUUGUAUAAAUAUGAACUUGAGUUACAUCAUUUUAUGAAGCAAUCAACACUAGUUAAAAAAAAAAAUAACAAAAAAAACACACACAUUUUAAUCAGAACUGUCAGGUACAAGUUACAUUUCAAAGCAUAGGGCAUAUGCCUUUUUUUCAAAUAUUUUAGAAUUAGGUGUUUUGUAGUGUGGGUUUUGCAAGUAUAACAUAGUUGUGUAUAGAUUUUUUCUUACAGGAGCUUGUACAGUUUAGGAGAUAAAAGCACUAUGUCUUUUAAGCUACAAUGGGGCGACACGUUUUUAAAUGUAUAAAUAAAAGAUUUCUAAAGAUUUUAUACA